AUGAAGGGUUUCUUCUUCGUAGCAGCUACUGUCUGCAGGCUGGCCACUGCGCUUUCUCUUCGAUCCUCUCCGAAUGUCACCAUCGAUGACUGGAGUUCUCUCCCACCAUCGCCAGAUCUCAAAUGGGUCCCAUGUUUACAGAACUACACCUGCGCCAAGCUCCAAGUCCCCCUCGACUACGGAGAUCCAUCGCGAGGCACGACAGGAAUCGCCUUCUUAAAGCUCCCAGCUAAACACACCACCAACGACACGCAGAGCAUAUUAAUCAACCCAGGCGGACCGGGCGGCUCAGGAAUCGAGACACUCCUCUCCGAUGGAAGCACUCUAGCAGAAAUCGUGCAAGGCCGUCACGACAUCGUCGGCUUCGACACGAGAGGUGUCGGACAAAGUGGCCCAGUUGUUGACUGCUGGCCUGGGAAUCCCGCGGCACGGGCGCAGUUUGAGAGCCUAUAUUAUCCUGAUACUUCCGAUACAUCGUCUACCUCUAUCGGACGACAAUAUGCGGCGGCAGAUAUCUUUGGGACGGCCUGUACUGAUACUGUUGGGGGGAGUAAUGGUACAGCAGCGUUUGUGAGUACGCCGGCUGUGGCGAGGGAUAUGCUCUCGUUUGUUAAGGCGGAGCAUGCAGGCGGCAAGAGGGAUGGGAAGCUGUGGUAUUUCGGGGUUAGUUAUGGGACGGUUCUGGGCGCCACGUUUGCGCAUCUCUUUCCGGGUCAUGUUGGCAGGAUGGUUCUCGAUGGCGUUGACGAUGCGGAGGACUACUACAGGCUUGGAUGGAAAGCAAACCUGUAUGACACUGACAAGGCGCUCGGCUCAUUCAUCGAUACAUGCUUCGAAGCCGGUCCAAAGAACUGUUCAUUCUGGAGCGAUGGUGCACGGAAUAUCAGGGAAAGACUGGAUACGUUGUUGCAGGACCUGAAGGACCAGCCUAUUCCUAUUCCCACCUCAGAUGCCUGUCCACUGCCGAUGCUGGCGACAUACUCCGAUCUCAAACAGCUCAUCCUGCAGGCGAUGUACGCACCGCUGCAACAAUUCCCAACCCUCGCGGAUGUUCUUUCAUCCUUGGAGCAGGGCAAUACCUCAGCUUAUGCAGCUGCUAUUACCAGCGGCUCAAUACCUGCGAAUCCAUGCAACUACAAUUACACAGAAACAGCUACAGAGGACAUCAACACAUUGAUCGCGUGCACCGAUGGGGUAGCUGGCCAUGGCCAUCAACAGUCCUUCCAGGAUAUAUCCCAAUUCAAGACCUAUGUCGACGACUUGACCGAACAGAGCAGCUUCUUCGGCGAGGUUUGGCCGAAGACCGCCAACGCGAUCCUGUGUAGGUCUUUGGAUGUAUCUCCGCCAAAGACUGGUAGACUGGCAGAGACUAUUCUCGAAACUAGACACACGGCGAACCCGAUACUGUUUGCCACUUCGGAAAUUGACCCUGUCACACCUAAGAGAGGGGCUCAUAAAAUGUCCUCCGUCUUCCCGGGCUCUACGGUCCUGACCCAGAAUUCAACCGGGCAUGCUGCGAUUGUCAGUGCUACGACGUGUCUGGUGGGACAUCUCGAGAAAUAUUUCCUACACGGGCAGCUCCCUCCUGCUAAUACGACUUGUCAGCCGGAUGUGAAGCCUUUCCAAGAGAGUCUUUGA
Messenger RNA from Aspergillus puulaauensis, 1638 nucleotides. RefSeq lists its product as uncharacterized. The transcript has 3 exons. NCBI's taxonomy places the organism in Eukaryota, Fungi, Ascomycota, Eurotiomycetes, Eurotiales, Aspergillaceae. The coding region runs from base 1 to 1638 and encodes 545 amino acids. The record is from RefSeq and is a predicted model, not a curated record.